Molecule: messenger RNA, 2282 nt
Organism: Striga asiatica
Lineage: Eukaryota; Viridiplantae; Streptophyta; Magnoliopsida; Lamiales; Orobanchaceae
Source: the annotation of a GenBank genome assembly
AAAGAUUUUUUUUUUUUUUUUCUUGAUAAUACUUUUUAUGGCCCUGAUUUCUGUAUGAACAUGAAUCUUUUCGUUUUUUCAUUUUUUUGAAAUUUCUAGGUUGUACAUUGUAUUGGUGAACAGAUUGAUUUAUUUAUUUGCUUUUUUGCUUUGUUUUGUAUGUGCAGGUUGAAUUUUUUGGCAUUGAUUGUUUCCUUAAUAUGUUCAUAUUUGUGGUUUAUUUGGGAUGUUGAAGGUUGAUAGAGGUGGUUGAAUUAUUGAUUACCUGUAAUGUUAGUUCGUUCUGAGAAUGUGCCAGCAUUGAAAGCAUUUCAAUAGGCCUUUUCUUGUAAAGGCCAAUUUUUUUAGGUUUUUACUUUUUACUGGUUAGGUGGGAAGAUUUUAUUUUUAUUUUUUCCCCCCUCCCUUUUGAUCUUCUUCUUGCAUAAAUUAGUUCCAUCUUAUUUUAGAAAUUUUUCAGAUAAAAAAUGUCUGAAAAGAGUAUAUUUCCCUCAAAGCUUCUUUCUUGCCUAAUAGCCUUUUCAAUCCUUCUUCUAGUUUCCUCUACACUGUCACUUCUAGAGUUCAAUAACACCUCCUUAAUCCCAGAAUCAGUCCUUCAGUUUAUCACCAUGACCAAUAAUAACAACAAUAAAAAUAAUAACAAUAAUUUCUCUAUUAACAUUAAACCGAAUCCCGAAACUAACAAACAGCAGAGUCCAGCUAUUAGUCCCCUUACCAAAACCUUAGAGAAACAAGAUAUCACAGUUCAAGAUCUUGUGCCCCCAGAGAAAACUUCAGACGAGCCCGAAAAAUAUAAUAUUCGAAGAAAAUGCGACAAAAGCCGAGCCCUUUUGAGAGUAUACAUGUACGACUUGCCGCCCCAAUUCCAUUUCGGGCUUCUCGGUUGGAAUUCAACCGCUAGCCAAACGUGGCCUAAUGUAGCUGACCGAAAGGCUAUACCAUCUUAUCCAGGUGGGCUAAAUCUACAGCACAGCAUAGAAUACUGGCUCACGCUUGAUCUUCUUGCAUCGAGCAAUGAAAAUAUAACUCGGCCGUGUACUGCAGUUAGAGUCACGAACCCGAACGAAGCAGAUGUGAUAUUCGUCCCAUUUUUCUCGUCCUUAAGUUACAACCGCAAUUCCAAGCGUCAUCACGAUGGCCAGAAGUUUGGUGGGGAUCGAGUGCUUCAGGAGAAAUUGGUCGAUUUUUUGAAGAAUAGGAAGGAGUGGAGAAAAUCGGGCGGGAAGGAUCAUGUCAUCAUGGCUCAUCACCCGAACAGCAUGUUGUUUGUGAGGAGAAAAUUGGGAUCUUGCAUGUUUGUGCUCUCGGAUUUCGGGAGGUACUCGAGUAAGGUGGCUAACUUGGAGAAGGAUGUGAUUGCUCCUUACAAGCAUAUGGUGAGGAAGGUUCCGGAUGGCGAGUCGGCAUGUUUUGAUGAACGGCCCACGUUAGUGUUUUUCCAAGGAGCAAUUUACAGGAAAGAUGGUGGGGCAAUACGUCAAGAACUCUAUUACCUACUAAAAGACGAAAAAGAUGUCCACUUCACGUUUGGCACAGCCCAAUCAAAAGGCGUGAAAAAUGCCGGUAAAGGAAUGGCUUCUUCCAAAUUCUGCCUCAACAUAGCUGGCGACACGCCUUCUUCAAACCGCCUUUUUGAUGCCAUUGCUGCUAACUGUGUGCCCGUUAUAAUCAGUGACGAGAUAGAGCUUCCCUUUGAGGAUGUACUCGAUUAUUCCAAAUUUUGCGUGUUUGUUCGGUCAGCUGAUGCUUUGAAAAAGGGAUACCUAUUGAAACUUCUGAGGGGGGUUUCUCGGGAAAAGUGGACUGAAAUGUGGGAAAAAUUGAAGGAAGUGAGUGGGCAUUUCGAGUAUCGGUUCCCUUCUGAGGCGAACGAUGCUGUGGAUAUGAUUUGGCAGACGAUUGCGCGAAAGAAUACGAGGAUGGCUCGGCUGAAUGCCCACCGUAAGAAUAGAUACAGCAGAUCGUGGCUCUUUAGGUAAGUUUGUUUAGAGUAAGAGUACCCUUUGAGGGGUUUUGAGUGCUAAAUGAAUAUAAUGCAAGAAAAAUCGAUUUUGGGCAUGCUUUGUUUGUUUUCACCGGUGUACAUUUUCUGUCUUUGGUUUUUGGUUGAUCGAUUUAUAUAGCCAUGCCUCGGGUUCUUCUGUAGGAUGAUUAUAAAUUUUAGUUUUUGAAGCAUGAUAUGGUUGUGGAAAAGAAAACACUAGACCUAAAUACUUGAAACUGUAUGCAAAAGAUUUACUUACAUCUUAACAUUAAAGAUGAACUAUAUGAAAUGAUCA